UUUGUUCGCGCCACGGACUCUGGAACGCAAACCCUGACUGUAUUUUAGGGACGAACUAUCGGCGAUUGCGGAGUACGACCGUGUAGAGAGCGGAGCGUGUCAGUCAGUCGAGAUUCGCUUGGAUUCCAGGGAAGUCACAUGUCUAACACAGAUGUGCGACCAGCAUGGCCUUAAUGCCAGCAUAUAUCACAGCGGUGUAUGAAUUUUUACCUAAUUCGCCAAUUUUCUUUGGGGAAUACCGUGUACCCAGUUUGACUACCAAAUAGACAAUGGAUGUAAUUAGAUGUAAUUUCAUUGGCGUUGAAGGGUGAGGCUUGGCGUGGCGCCUCAGCUAGAGGUUUACCCAUUACUGGUGAUCUGGAGUGAAACGUUCCAUGGGAGUACAAGAGCGGAGCGCACCCGUCUAGCCAUGCCUGUCAACAUGUACGCUUACCUGCUUCUGCUCGUCACCACUUUAGUGCCCCUAAUGGUAGACUCGGCAAGUCAAACGAGGACGGAGGUGAUAACCAAGCUUCUAGAAGAUUACGAUCAUAGAAUACCCCCCAACUUCGAGAGGAAUCUAGAUGGCCCGACGAAAGUACAAGUACAGAUAUACGUCUACAGUGUGGAUUCUUUUAACGAAGCCACUAUGGAUUACUCGCUGUGCAUCUUCCUGCAACAGAAGUGGAUCGACCAAAGACUGCAGUGGCAGGGGUUUGACUAUCACGAACCAUUGGAGCUGGACGCAAAGUUUAUGGACGAACUCUGGGUGCCCGAUACUUUCUUUUCCAACGAGAAAAGCGCUGACUUCCAUUACGUUACCGUACAAAACCGCAUGAUGCAUCUCCACAAGGACGGCAAGAUUUUAUACAGUGUUAGAUUAUCUCUUACCCUGAGCUGCCAAAUGAAGUUGCACAAGUACCCAUUUGAUUCACAAAUAUGCAGCAUAUCUUUGGAAAGCUACGGUCACACCACAGCGUCCAUGGUAUUUGAAUGGUUUGAACAGGACGCUCUGGAAAUCAAGAAAGGAUUGGAGUUGCCGCAGUUCGAUCUGCUGGAUACAACAUUACACGAUUGCACGAAAACCUAUGGCGGGACAGCCAAUUACACCUGUCUGGAGGCAAAAUUACACCUGAAGAGGAAAGUCGGCUACUUCAUCAUCCAGAUCUAUGUGCCCAGCAUCCUCAUCGUCAUCCUUUCCUGGGUGUCCUUCUGGCUGAACGUGGACGCUAUUCCUGCCCGGAUCUCCCUCGGGGUGCUUACGAUCCUGACCAUGACCACGCAGAGCUCCGGCGCCCGAUCUUCUCUACCCCGGGUCUCCUACAUCAAGGCUAUCGAUGUCUGGAUGUCCGCCUGCCUUCUCUUCGUCUUCGCUGGACUCGUCGAGUUUGCUGUGGUGAACGUAAUGGCCAGGAAGCAGGGUCGCACCAGUCGACACAGUGUGGACGAAGAGGCCAUGGAACUCGUCAACAGGCCAACACAUACGCUGAAUGGGAACCCUAAGAAUAAGAGAAGUGCUGGGAGAAGAUUUUCAAAAGCCAAGAAAGACCAGUCUGGGCUGAGGAAGGCGAAUAAUGUGGAUAAAAUGUCACGGUUGAUGUUUCCACUGGCGUUUAUUGUGUUCAACGCCGUGUACUGGUUAAUAUAUAUGGUCGAGUUCACGAGAUAGUGGGCUCCUCAAGACCGUCUCCAUGGCACCGCGCAUGUACAUUCUUACACUUCCGGAUUCUGUAACCCGCACGUCAUGUCUGUAUGUGUAAAGUCGUCAGGGAUUCCAAAACUGAUCUGAUAUUUCAGACACGGCGAAGUGACGUAAAAUUGGAGACUUCAGUUCUGGUGUCCUGUCGAUGAACUUGCCUUACUUUUAUCAGCUAAAUUGUUAACAACCACUUGACAGCGUUUACUUGUAACUAUUCAUGUGUGCAUGUAAUUAGGUAUAUAAAUCGUUGUACUUCCAAUUCAACGAUUCGGUUCGGGAUACGAGUUUACUUAUGUAGGUCUGCUCAGGUUGUGCGCUUCGUCCCGGGAAACACCCAUUUAAGAAGUGUACUUUUGUGGGCUGCGUAGGUUGUGCGCUCAACCCUGGCAGACGCAUAUGAAGAGUACACUUAUUUAUAUAGCUCUGCCCAGGUUGAGUGUUCCGCCCCGGCAGACGUAUGUGAGCAGUGUAUUAUGUAGGUCUGUCCAGGUUGUGUGCUCCGCCCCGGCAGACAUAUGAGGCGUGUACAUAUGUAGAUCAGCCCAGGUUGUACGCUCAUCCUCGGCAGACAUAUCUGAGCAGUGUAUUUAUGCAGGUCUGUCCAGGUUGUACGCUCCGCCCCGGCAGACAUAUGAGGAGUGUACAUAUGUAGAUCUACCCAGGUUGUACGCUCCGCCCCGGCAGACAUAUAGGAAGUGUACAUAUGUAGAUCUACCCAGGUUGUGCGCUCCGCCCCGGCAGACAAAUGGGAAGUGUACAUAUGUAGAUCUGCCCAGAUUGUACGCUCCGCCCCGGCAGACAUAUGAGGAGUGUACAUAUGUAGAUCAGCCCAGGUUGUACGCUCCGCCCCGGCAGACAUAUGAGGAGUGUGCUUAUUUAUGUAGACCUGCCCUCAUCCCCGGCAGACAUAUGGGAAGUGUACUUAUGUAGGUCUGCCUAGGUUGUGCUCUCCGCCCGGCAAAUAAAUGUGAGGAGUGUGCAUAUAUAGAUCAGCCCAGGUUGUACGCUAAGCCCCGGCAGACAUAUGUGAGCAGUGUACUUAUGUACGCCUGCCCAAGUUGUGCGCUCCUCUUCCGUAGACACAUAUGAAGAGUGUACACAUGCAGAUCUACUCAGGUUGUACGCUCCGCCCGGCAGACAUAUGUGAGGAGUGUACUUAAGCAGAUCUGCCCAGGUUGUACGCUCCGCCCGGCAGACAUAUGUGAGGAGUGUACUUAAGCAGAUCUGCCCAGGUUGUACGCUCCGCC
This is a messenger RNA of Liolophura sinensis, 2925 nucleotides long. RefSeq names its product glycine receptor subunit alpha-2-like. Gene Ontology annotation, biological process: monoatomic ion transmembrane transport. The transcript is spliced from 8 exons. The record is from RefSeq and is a predicted model, not a curated record. Bases 410 to 1648 code for a protein of 412 amino acids. Gene Ontology annotation, cellular component: membrane. NCBI's taxonomy places the organism in Eukaryota, Metazoa, Mollusca, Polyplacophora, Chitonida, Chitonidae. Gene Ontology annotation, molecular function: extracellular ligand-gated monoatomic ion channel activity; transmembrane signaling receptor activity.